This is a messenger RNA of Lathyrus oleraceus (garden pea), 771 nucleotides long. RefSeq lists its product as uncharacterized. The transcript has 2 exons. Bases 1 to 771 code for a protein of 256 amino acids. The record is from RefSeq and is a predicted model, not a curated record. NCBI's taxonomy places the organism in Eukaryota, Viridiplantae, Streptophyta, Magnoliopsida, Fabales, Fabaceae.
AUGAAUGAGGUGCAGUGUUACAACUGUAAAGGAUUGGCCACUAUGCUCGAGACUGUCGAAGAAAGAAAGAAAGAAGCAAGAGAAAAAGAUAGUGAUAAAGUGCAGUAUGAACAUGCUGAAGAUAGUAAUUCUGAUGAUGUGCUACUCAUGGCCAACACGCAUUCGAACAUUGAGCAAACCCACAUUUGGUACCUGGAUUCAGGAUGCAGUAACCACAUGAUUGGUAAAAUGGUUCACCAAGCUAGAUUAAUCAGUUGGGAAAUUUAUAAAGUUUAUAGAGGGAAGAGACAUCACAUCAGGUGGAAUAAGAGAUAUCUUUGUUUUCAAGAAUUAUGGUUGAAAAGCCAGCUAACUGAUGUUUUGAAUGUACCUUUGAUGAUAAGUAACUUGAUAAGCAUAGGUAAAUUACUCGUAAAAGGGUACAACAUGAAGCUAGAAAAGAAUCAGAUGAAGGUGUAUCAUGGUGCUGAAAGGUUGAUUCUGAAGGCACCAUUGGAAAACAACAGGACUUUCAAAGUAGAGAUUAACACAGUUGAUCACAAGUGUCUUGCUUCGACUGGAGAAGAAGACAAGAACUGGAUAUGGCAUCACAUGUAUGGACAUCUAAACUUUCAGAAGUUUAGAUAUAUGUGGAUUUACCUUAUUGAAAGGAAGAGUGGGGUAUUCAAAAAGUUCAUAUUGCAUGUUGAGAAGCAAAGUGGAUGCAAGUUGAAGAAACUGAGAACUGAUGGUGGUGAUGAAUACACUUCUCGAGAAUUUGCUAGAUUUUGA